AUGUACGAUCCGUCCUCUAGUGCUAAUAUCAAUGAAGCAACAGUGGAACAUAUAUCACUAGAUUGGGUGGUGGAUUUUCAAAAUCGACGGAUAGCGGGGAGUGCAGUCCUUUCGCUAAGCAUCAUCAAACCAACUAACAAAAUCAUUUUGGAUAGUCGAUCACUGGAAAUUCAGGAUGCAAAGUUGGACGGUGAAACUGUGAAAUAUCAGAUUGAAAAUGCGGGCGUUUUGGGCGAGAAAAUUGUGGUUGACGAUCUGGAUUUUCUGAUUCUUCAUGAACAGAAAAAGGAGCUUACAUUCAUAUACCGCACAGGCAAGCAGUGUACAGCGCUUCAGUUCCUGGAAGCCGAGCAAACAGCCACAAAGAAAAGGCCCUAUUUGUUCAGUCAAUGUCAGGCUAUCCAUGCUCGCUCAAUAAUACCUUGCAUGGAUACACCAUCAGUCAAGCAGACCUAUGAUGCUGUGGUGGCAGUACCGAAUGAUCUGGUGUGUCUGAUGAGUGCGAUUGCUACAGGACAGCCACAGGAAGUUGGAGAAUUGAGGAAAUUCGCAUUCAAACAACCAGUCCGGAUUCCUUCGUACCUCGUGGCCAUUGUCGUGGGCCUAAUGGAGAAGCGUGAUUUAAGCGCACGAUCAUCGAUUUGGGCCGAGCCACCUGUUGUCGACAAAGCAUUUUAUGAAUUCGGCGAAACGGAAAAAAUGUUACGAGCUGCGGAAUCCUUAGCCGGCAAGUACGAGUGGGGAAGGUACGAUUUGGUAGUGCUUCCACCGUCGUUCCCGUUCGGUGGUAUGGAAAAUCCAUGUUUAACAUUC
Molecule: messenger RNA, 813 nt
Organism: Gongylonema pulchrum
Lineage: Eukaryota; Metazoa; Nematoda; Chromadorea; Rhabditida; Gongylonematidae
Source: the annotation of a GenBank genome assembly